This is a messenger RNA of Arabidopsis arenosa, 743 nucleotides long. The record is from the annotation of a GenBank genome assembly. NCBI's taxonomy places the organism in Eukaryota, Viridiplantae, Streptophyta, Magnoliopsida, Brassicales, Brassicaceae.
GGUUUAAAUGAAGGCACGUGGCCUCCACAAGGCUGUGUGAUGAGAACAGAACUAAAAGGUAAAUGGGCUGUGGUAUUUGGUGAUCAUGGGCCUAAUUUUAAGAGCCCAAAACUAAAAACAGAACAACGACGUCGUAUAGUGUUUGCUGCUUGUCCUCGUUUCUCGCGUGAACACAAAGCGGAGAUAUCGGAGAGAAUCGGAGAAGAAGAAGAAGAGAAGGGUUUUGUUACCGAUUCCUGCAAGUCACUGAAGAUGCAAUUAACUCUUGAAUUCGGCGGAGGUUUAGAAUUGCUCUGUGACUCCGUCAAGAUUCAUAAAGUUAACAUCAAUGAAUCCGAUAUCUUGACAAUGAAGGAUUUGCUAUCAUGGGUUCGUACCAAUUUGAUCAAGGAAAGGCCUGAAAUGUUCAUGAAAGGCGAUACUGUGAGACCUGGAGUUCUCGUGCUCGUUAACGACUGCGAUUGGGAACUUAGCGGCCAGCUAGAUACAACAUUAGAAGAUAAAGAUGUUAUAGUUUUCAUUUCGACUCUGCACGGUGGAUGAGUAUUGAAAUAGCAGAGCCAUGACCAGCAAUCAUUGUGCUCUUUUCCAACAACUUCUGAUGAACAUUCCACAAAGCUUUGUAAUCUCUGGCUCAUUUUUACUUCUGAGUUAUAUUUGCAACCACAUAAUUUGUAAUUGAGGAAUUUUGAUGUUAUGAAUCUUAAGCGAUUAGAAUCAGAAUCACCGCAAGGUUGCUUUAU